GUCAAUUCGGUAGUACGUUCUCAGAUCAAAGCCUGCAGAUUUGUCUUGAAAAAUCGAUCAUAAUUUAUUUUUCUCCAAAGAAGCUAAAUCACAUAUAUGGUCUUUUACUGCAAAGCCAGUACGUGAGAAAGCAAGUACCAAAACAAGGCCAACAUCUUCUCACAGAAGCAGCUUGGUGGACCACAUAACAUCACUCGAGGCAGAACAUCUGCCAGCUUCAUUGAACCUUUUGGUUUUGCCAUCACUUACUAGAGAGACCUCUCAAAUAAUAUCCUAGCAUCAAUCCCAACCGAAAACUUACAACUCUCUGACACGACUUAGAUUCUCUCUUACCGGUACCAAGCAUUUUACCGGACAGAAGAGAGUAAUACCUGUCGUCCUUCAAUCACCCCUGGUCUAUCCAUCCAAGCAAAGUGUCGUACCAGUAUCUUACGACUCGACGAAAACAUUUAAGCCAAGCUCUGGACUAUUUCUAUCAAGUUGAAAUACUCUAACCAAGCUUAAGAUCAUUUUCGCCCCCAGGACAGACUUGGUGGAAAUAUCUAAGCACAACUUCAGAUUGGUUUUACUCCCAGUCUCGGGCAAGUACUUGAGCCAGGGUCUAGCGUCUCCAUUUUCAGUAUCGGUUCGACAACGCCCAUCUCAGAUCUUAGCCAGCGACAUCAACACCAGCCAUCCACAGCUGGCAAUAUCUUCUGUCGGUCUAUCAAAUACACAUCGAAACACGGACCAGCCAUCAACAAGGCAUCGCUUACCGACCACAUACAACAUGGCCCCUGCCAACUUCAAGACGUAUGAGUCUCAGGCUAGGCUGCUCGCCGCAGUUCUUGCUAGUGCUCCGGAAUUGAAACUCAACUUUAAGGCCAUUGCUGCUCACUAUGGCUCUGAUACGACCACAUCUGGCAUUGAACACCGCUUCCGGCCCAUCAAGAAGCAGGCUGCAGCAAUACGUGCCGCCGUUGCCAAGGGUAAAGACCCAAAGGAUAUGCAGGACAUUAUCGGCAUGAACGAAAAGGAAAUCGCCAAAUACUACGGCGAAUCCACCCCUCAUGGUCUUGAAUUUCAGUUCCGGUCGGUCAAGUCGAACGCCCGCAAACUCCAAGAAGUCGCCCUGGCCGGCGGCAACACGGCUACAGCACUCGACAUGACCCCCUCUACCCCGCGCAAACGCAAGGCCACAGGCUCGGCCGCCGCGACCCCAGCCUCGAAGCGGGGCAAGAAGAAGACGGCACCCAAGGUCGAAAUGCUCAGCGACGAUGAGUACGACCAGGACGCCGAUUACGACGAGCUGGACGCCAAACCCAGCACAUCUGCCCAACCUCCGAUGCCUUUUGCGCCCGCCAGCGUUCUACACACCAUUUCGGACGCGAACAACCGCUCUGAAAGCCCCAACGAUGGCGCCGCGCGGGUGUCGGACAAUUCGGCGGUCGAUAACGAGCCCGUCUUGGAGCGCGAGGCGGAUCCGCUCCUUUCGCUGCAUUCGUGGGGCGGUUUCGACGCUGCCGAGGACGAUGGCGAAUGUUGAACCUUGGGCUUCGGGAAUACGGUGGUAUUUGAUCCUGAAGUGUUUGGUUUCGGGGUUUGUUUGCGCAACGCCGUACCGAGAUGAACGUACCCAGACUUCGCAGUGAUUUCCUGGUUGGAUUUCUUCUAUGCACCCUUUUUUCUUUUUCACCCAGAUUAUUUUUAUUAUUUUGCAAGUUUUUACCGGCUUUUGCGCUGGAUUCCUUUUUUAUAUUUACCCCUGUACUUUUCUUUUGCGUCGAUUUCGGAUUUUGACCUGGAGGAAUUUGAGAAUAAGCGCUGAUUUUGCAAAAAGAAAAAGAAAACGAAAACAUAAGCCUACAAAGUAUUAUUACCUGAGAGGACCGGAUGGGAUAUACCCAAAAGCCUGCGAUAGAUUUAACCAGAUUGAAAAUUAUUUGCCC
This is a messenger RNA of Pyricularia grisea, 1928 nucleotides long. RefSeq lists its product as uncharacterized. The record is from RefSeq and is a predicted model, not a curated record. The transcript is spliced from 11 exons. NCBI's taxonomy places the organism in Eukaryota, Fungi, Ascomycota, Sordariomycetes, Magnaporthales, Pyriculariaceae. The coding region runs from base 770 to 1525 and encodes 251 amino acids.